Molecule: messenger RNA, 303 nt
Organism: Colletotrichum tamarilloi
Lineage: Eukaryota; Fungi; Ascomycota; Sordariomycetes; Glomerellales; Glomerellaceae
Exons: 2
Coding region: 1-303 (100 amino acids)
Source: RefSeq, a predicted model, not a curated record
AUGACAAACAAAUACACCAUUGCAGUUCUCAACAUGUCCGGGUCCGGGUCGUCCGGAUCUACUCAAAGCUAUACUAUAAGCUACGCAGAUGGAGCUGUCCCCUCUACCAAGACCUUUUCAGUCGACAUCAAUGAUCAGAAGGUCAAGACUUUUGAGCUUGCGUUUACAGAGGUCGUCUUCAAAAUCAUGGUAAACCCGAGCGGUGAACCAAAUGCCGAAUUCAUUCUUGGCGUGAAUGGGCAGGGUAUGUCGGCAAAUGUAAAACACGAGGAGAAUAAUACACUGGCAGUUGAGAUUGUAUGA